CGUCUACUUAUCCGUCACAGCACCAUCAACUACUCCAAUAAAUUUUCCUCCAAAAAGAAGCAAUCCUUCUCGAGUUAUCUACGCGCACACAAUAAAUUCAUACAUGUCGGUCCAAAAGAAGCUCGUCAGAAGGCAAAUGGAGCCACAGGAGUCGUCGUCGUCAGACUCGGUCCGCCUCCGGCCGGCCCAGCCAACCCCGCUAGCUGCCCUACUCGGCCGCGCCGCCGGUCCCCGCGGGGGCCCCUCCGUGCUGGUCCGUGGAACGGCCGCACUCCAUCUCCAGGAGCGGCGGGCCGAUUGGGCUUACUCCCGGCCUGUGGUGGUGCUCGACAUCGCCUGGAACCUGGUCUUCACCGCCGCCUCCGCCGCCGUGCUCUGCGCCACCACUCACGAGCGGCCCAACACCCCGGUCCGUGUCUGGCUCCUGGGAUACGCGCUCCAGUGCUUGAUUCACGUGGUGUUCGUCUGGGGGGAAUACAGCCGGCGGCGGCGGCGGAGCGGUGGAGAAAGGAGGCUAGAAGGUGGGGGAGGCGACGGGGAGCAGACGCUGUCGGAAUCUGAUGCGAUGGAUAGCGAGGACGAUGCAGCUCCUCCUGAAGUUGGAAGUGGACGCCGUGCUAGCAUUGCCAAACGAUGUGAAUCUAUUAAUACUAUGGCUUCCUUUAUUUGGUGGAUUGUUGGCUUUUGUUGGGUGGUCUCCGGUGGUGAAGCUCUCUUAAAGAAUGCUCCAACACUCUACUGGUUGACUGUGGUUUUUCUCACAUUUGAUGCACUCUUUGCAAUCUUCUGUAUUGCUUUGGCCUGCAUCAUUGGAAUUGCACUCUGCUGUUGCUUGCCUUGUGUCAUCGCAAUACUUUGUGCUGUGAUAGGCCAGGAAGGUGCAUCGGAUUCAGAUAUCAGCAUCCUUCCAAGAUAUAGGUAUUCUGAACCUUGUAGUGAUGGACAGAAGACAUUUGAGGAAGGAUUAAUGGUUCCAAUUUUAAACAACCAUGAUAUUUCGACGGGUGAACGUGUUCUUCUGCGUGAGGAUGCGGACUGUUGUAUAUGUCUUUCUUCAUAUGAAGAUGGAACACUAUUACUUGCUCUUCCCUGCAAUCAUCAUUUCCACUCUUCAUGCAUUGUCAAAUGGCUUCGUAUCAAUGCAACUUGCCCUCUUUGCAAAUAUCACAUCCUCGAUGGCUGACUAUACUGAUGGACUAGAAUCAGCUUAAUCAUGCUGUUUCAUGGUGUAAAUACUUGGUAGCAAAUGUAAAGCCUCUUCUAAGAUUGAAGAGAGAGUUUCUGAAAGGCCGUAGACUUAGCAUGCUCUCUAGCUUAUAAAUUUCUUCUAUGCAAAAGGCCCUUUCUCCGAGAAGAGGAUAUCUACAAACUCUUUAUGCAUCUUUUUGGUAUUCCAAAACCUUGUAUUGUAUGACUGUAACAUUCCAGUGAGUUAAGGAUGUAAAUAGAUCUGUUAUACAUCUUACGUUUCUGUUA
Messenger RNA from Musa acuminata AAA Group (dessert banana), 1476 nucleotides. Its product is annotated as E3 ubiquitin protein ligase RIE1. Gene Ontology annotation, cellular component: plant-type vacuole. The transcript is spliced from 5 exons. Gene Ontology annotation, biological process: protein ubiquitination; ubiquitin-dependent protein catabolic process. Gene Ontology annotation, molecular function: zinc ion binding; ubiquitin protein ligase activity. Bases 104 to 1183 code for a protein of 359 amino acids. The record is from RefSeq and is a predicted model, not a curated record. NCBI's taxonomy places the organism in Eukaryota, Viridiplantae, Streptophyta, Magnoliopsida, Zingiberales, Musaceae.